Messenger RNA from Brenthis ino (lesser marbled fritillary), 801 nucleotides. The record is from the annotation of a GenBank genome assembly. NCBI's taxonomy places the organism in Eukaryota, Metazoa, Arthropoda, Insecta, Lepidoptera, Nymphalidae.
AUGAAAAAGGGCUUUCGCAUAGUUCGGAUGAAAAACGGCAAAAUCAGUAAAGAUUUUGCAAUGGAAUUAUAUAAGAAUGUGGCUGGAAGUAAUAAGUUGCCACUUAUAAUAGAUUACGUGACGACAGGAGAAGUCAUUGGUCUAGAAUUGGUUGCACCUGAUGCAGUACAUAAAUGGCGUAAAUGUUUAGGAGAUACAGAUCCAGCAACCGCAGCACCCGGUACUCUGCGAAGACUUUAUGGGGAGAAUAAACUUAAAAACGUAGCUCACGGCUGCAAUACCCUUGACGACGCUAUGAAGAUGCUGGAUUUAUUUUUUGGUUAUGACAAUGGAAUUCCCAAAGUUCCAUUCCGAGCAACAUACCAGAACUGUACCUGCUGUAUUAUUAAGCCGCACGUUAUAAUUGAUGGCAAUUUAGGCGCAAUAGUUGAACAAAUUGCUACAUCAAACAAGUUUUAUAUAUCCGCUAUAGCCAUGUUUUCAGUGAAAUUGGCAAAUGCUGAAGAAUUUUUUGAAGUUUAUAAAGGUGUAUUACCCGAAUAUGAGGCUAUGUGUAUUCAUUUGGCAGAAGGAAAAUGUAUUGUUUUAGAGGUGAAAUGUAUUGACUCAAGUAUAAACUGUGUUUGUGAGUUCAGAAAACUCUGUGGCCCGAGAGAUCCUGAGCUGUGUCGUCAACUAUAUCCUGAUUCAAUUAGGGCCUUAUAUGGCAAGAACAUUAUAUAUAAUGCUGUACAUUGCACGGACCUUCCAGAAGAUGGAGAAAUUGAAGUUGAAUAUUUUUUUAAGUUAUUGGCCAAUGAU